Messenger RNA from Lactuca saligna, 666 nucleotides. Lineage: Eukaryota; Viridiplantae; Streptophyta; Magnoliopsida; Asterales; Asteraceae. The record is from the annotation of a GenBank genome assembly.
AUGAAGACGAGGCAGAAAACAAAUUGUUUUAUAAGCAUCGGUUACUUUACUAAAUCUUUAGAAAUCAAUAAAUCAUUACAAGACAAAGUUCCUAGAGAUGUUCACAUAAGUGUGGUGGUGGUCCUUGAAGCGUAUAAUACAGCCCCGGAUCCAAUGGCCGUUAACAGUAAUAGACAAGAGCAGGACCAAACGCCGACGUCUACUGCCUCCCCGACGUAUUUGAUUAUCUUGAAGCUCAUGAGCAAACGCCGGACAUGGGUUUUCCUCUUCUUAUUUGUCUACACAAUCCUCUUGUCAUCAUCAUGGAACCUCCUACAAUCAGUUCUAUCAUGGUACGACGCCGCCGUUACCACCUCUCCUUCGUCCUCAACUGGCUGGCCGGCGAUCUACGCUUCGGUGGCUUUGGGUGUGAUUUUCGGCCUUCUUUCGAUGGCGGCCGCUUUAGCCGUGGCGAUUCCGGCCACCGUCGUCACCUGGAUAUCUGUGUUGGUUUUGUUGACAUUUUUUGGAAAGCCGAGGAAAUCGCUGGUGGUCGAAGGGAAGAAAUUGACGGCGGAGAUUACUCGGACGGUGGGUAAGAUAUUGAUCAAAGAAGGGAAUUUGGUUGCUGCUGUUUGUGCUGUUUUGGGGUAUUUCUUGCUAGUCAGGAAUGGCGGAAAAGACUAA